This is a messenger RNA of Crotalus tigris (Tiger rattlesnake), 2850 nucleotides long. RefSeq names its product forkhead box I2 (gene FOXI2). Bases 307 to 1554 code for a protein of 415 amino acids. Lineage: Eukaryota; Metazoa; Chordata; Lepidosauria; Squamata; Viperidae. The record is from RefSeq and is a predicted model, not a curated record. Gene Ontology annotation, molecular function: RNA polymerase II cis-regulatory region sequence-specific DNA binding; DNA-binding transcription factor activity, RNA polymerase II-specific. The transcript has 2 exons. Gene Ontology annotation, biological process: cell differentiation; anatomical structure morphogenesis; regulation of transcription by RNA polymerase II.
UGUGUUUGUAACUGCAGUACAAAUUGUACAGUCCUACAGUCAAUCUAUAACUUCUCACUCUCUGCUGUUAUUCCUUUUUCAGUGGGCGAUCCCAAUCUUCUUGGAAUAAAUUUCUGGAAAAACGAGUCCGAGUCCCCAAAGGGCAGUCUGACAGGAGAGGAAAGCCCUUUCUGCGAAGAGUGGGGGCCCUCCAGGCUUGAUGUGGAUCACGGGAGGAGGGCGGGGGUGCAAGAGACGCUGGGGAAAGAAGGAGGUCAUCGGGGGUCGGUGCAGGGAGAGGUGAGCUCGGGCCCUGGAGGGGGGCAGAUGGGCAGGCGAGGGGGAGGCGCCGCCCGCUCCUUCCUAACCCACUGGCUCUCCGCUGCCGGCGGAGGUCCGGCACCGCUGCUGGCGGUUUUCUCUCGCACGCUCGACCUGAUGGUGCGCGAAGCGGCCGAGAUGAACCCACCAGAGGGCCAGCAGCCCCUCAGCGCUCGCGAUCUCUUGGACGCGGCAGCCACUUUCUGCGACAAUAACCGGAGCCUCUUCCCGACCUCGCAGGCGCCGAAAGUCCCGCCCCACGGCGGCCACGGCCUGGGCGACUCGAGCGGCGGCGGCGGCGGCCCUUAUCUGUGGCUCAACGGUGCGCCCAUGGCGCACAGCCCCUACUUGGCCGCUCCCAACGGCGCGUCCGGCCCCGUCGUGCCCUCGGCGGCUUAUGGGACGGGCGCCAGGCAGCUGCUGGCCGCCCAAGCGGCGGCCCCCGAGCUCAGCUGGCUGUCCCUGGCCGGCCAGCAGGACUUCUUCAAGCUGGUGCGGCCGCCCUACUCGUACUCGGCGCUGAUCGCCAUGGCCAUCCAGAGCGCGCCGGCCAAGAGGCUCACCUUGAGCCAGAUUUAUCAGUACGUGGCCGGCAACUUCCCUUUCUACAAGAAGAGCAAAGCCGGCUGGCAGAACUCCAUCCGCCACAACCUCUCCCUCAACGACUGCUUCAAGAAGGUGCCGAGGCUGGAGGACGACCCAGGUAAAGGAAAUUAUUGGACCCUGGAUCCCAACUGUGAGAAGAUGUUUGAUAAUGGCAACUUCAGAAGGAAGAGGAAAAGACGAUCUGAUGCAGCUGGUGGGCCUGGAGUCAAUAACAAAGUGGACGAGAAAAGUAACAGUUGUCUUGUUCAGCCAAGCCCUGAACCUCGCAGCUUGGGCUCUGGUGAGCUGCAGUGCUCUCUGGGAUCUAGGAAUGACUGCAAAUCCCACAGCUUGGACUCUAGCCAUUGUUUCUCCACAUUUGUCUCAACCAUGAACGUUGUGGCCCAUGGCCGGAAUGGUUUCCCCAGACAGCUUCCUGGUGGGCCAGUAUCCGAAUUCACAUCUGGGAGACAGAAUGGGCCCAAUUUGAACUCCUGCUCUCCUUCAAAUGGCAACCCAGCUUCAGCAUUUGAACUCAGUUCCCAGUCCCACUCCAGGAUGAAUUACUAUGCAGGUGUUGGUGGGCAGUCGAGCUGGCUCAACAGUCCUGUCUUGAGUACCUUUAGUGUGAACAAUCUGAUUUAUAGCAGAGAAGGGACAGAAGUUUAAAGUGAUGCUGAAAAGCUGGUGUUCCACAUUAGUCCCAUAAACCACAUUAGUGGUUCAGCAUCUAGUCAGGUUGCCUUAUGUAGGCAGCCUUCAGCAUUUACAGUCCUAUUUGGUUGAUUAAAUGCCAUCAAGUCAGUGUUGCCUCUUAGUGACCAUACAGAUUUUUCUCCAUAGAAAUCUGUUCCUAACAGGGUUUUUAAGGCCUUCAAAUGAUGCACUUAUUACCAAAGUAAUUGUGUCCGUCCACUUUACUGCUGGUCAUCCUGGACUUCUUUUUGCCUUCCCCAGAGAGUUAGGUCUUCAUAUAAUGUGUCCAGAAUAGGAUAAUUUGAACCUGGCCAUUUCUCUCUUGACCUCUUUAAAUCUGAUAUGAGAUCCAUUUUUAAAUGGUUUUAUCUUGAGUAGUUUAUCCUGUUCCUUCCAUUUGGUUUUUUUUUUUUUUUUGCAUCAUCUCUAUUAUUUUUUCUUCUCCUGUGUUCAUUCUGCUGUCUUUUAUUUUCACCUGUCCAUUAAAACAAAAAGUAAUAGCACAAAAUGCUGAAGGGAGUAUACUUAGACCUACUUUUGACUAAGGCAUAAACUCAGUUUAUCAUUUUACAAGCUGAAGUAUGAACUGAGAGUCAUUCAAAGGUUGAGAUACGGAGCCCUAAUCUACAGAAUUCUAUCCAUCGAAAAACAGUUUGAUGGCACAGUUCUUAGAGUUCCCACAGAAUAAUCUCCAAUCAGAAUAUAUUAUCCAUUAAUUAGUGGCAAGAGAUGCCACUAAUUUUGAUUUUCAUCACAUACCAAAUAUUUUGUGUUUGCUUCAUAGAUCACUAACUUUCUAUGUCUUAUAACAGCUGCUUUUCUGGAAAUUAAAUGUAAUUUAUCAACUUGUGAGAAUGGUAAAUAUUUCUUAACAAUCCAUUCAUUUUCUGUUACACAUACAUCAUCAUCUUUAUCAACAACAAUCAUCUAAUCCUUAACAUAUAUUUGAAAAUGCAUCCGAUUUACUUUAGACUUUUUCAAGGAACUAUGCAAAAGUCCUGAUAAUUUCAUUUAAUGUUCCAGCAUCCAAUCAUUUGGUAGUUUUUUUAUAAGCUCAAUAUUGUGCCUUAUGGACUAAGCUCCUCAGUUUUUUUUUUAAAGUGCACUAAUCAAUAACAGAAAUAUUUUGGAAAUUGUAUAUUACAGAUGUAGACAUCAAGCUUAAGAAAGUAGGUAUAUUUUGAGAAAUAUUGGAGACAUUUUUUAUAUUUUAAAUGUAUAAUGUUGCUGACCAUAAAAUGAACAAAAUAAAAUGUUGUUCUAAUUUAA